CGUCACCGUUACCCUGACAACGAAACCAAAACAAAGCAUUCCUCUGUGUGGUAUAUGGAGUUUAUUCUAAGCAUUUUCUUAAAAUGAGGGCUGUGCCAGCAUGGGUGGACAAAGUUCAUGAUCGGGACAAAGUGGAACAGUGCAUAUAUGAUUUAUGCUUCAAUCCAGAUGGAUCUCAUCUUGUAGUUGCAGCAGGUCAGAGGGUUCUUGUCUAUGAUACUAGUGAUGGUUCCCUUAUUCAGCCAUUGAAAGGUCAUAAAGAUACAGUGUAUUGUGUUUGUUAUGCAAAAGAUGGAAAACGUUUUGCAUCUGGAAGUGCUGAUAAAACUGUCAUUAUUUGGACUUCAAAGCUUGAAGGGGUUUUAAAAUAUUCACAUAAUGAUGCCAUUCAGUGUUUGGCAUAUAGCCCAGUAUCUCAUCACUUGGCAAGCUGUGCGAUCAGUGACUUUGCUUUUUGGUCAGCUGAGCAGAAAUCUGUGCAGAAACACAAGUCCAGCGCUCGCAUCAAUACUUGUGCUUGGACAAAUGAUGGCCAAUAUCUAGCCCUUGGCCUUGGCAAUGGCUGUAUAUCCAUAAGAAAUAAGGCUGGUGAAGAAAAGGGUCACAUCAAGAGGCCUGGAGGUUCCCAAACACCUAUUUGGGCAAUUGCAUGGAGUCCAGCCAAGGAAGACAACUACUGUGACAUUUUAUGUGUCACUGACUGGGGACAGACACUGUCCUUCUACACUAUGGGUGGAAAACUGGUCGGCAAAGAGCGGAAUAUUGGAUUUGACCCAUUGUGUGUGAACUACUUCAACAAAGGAGAGUAUUUACUAAUUGGUGGCUCAAACCGACUUUGCACCUUAAUGACUAGAGAUGGUAUCAAACUGGGAUCAGUUGGUGAUGAACAGCCGUCAUGGGUUUGGUGCUGUGCUGCUCGCCCUGAUUCAUCAUUUGUGGCUGUUGGCUGUCAGGAUGGCACACUUGCAUACUAUCAGCUUAUUUUCAGUACUGUUCAUGGACUUUAUAAGGAGAGAUAUGCAUUCAGGGAGAACACGACUGAUGUUAUCAUUCAGCAUCUCUUAACAAAUCAGAAAGUCAGAAUAAAGUGUCGAGAUCUAAUCAAGAAAAUUGCUAUUUAUAAGCACAGAUUAGCUGUUCAGCUCCCGGAACGUGUGGUUAUCUAUGAACUGAAUUCUGGAGACUCGGUAGGAAUGCAUUAUCGAGUAAAGGAGAAGAUAAAUCAGAAACUGGAAUGCAAUCUGCUUGUUGUAUGCACUGAACACUUGGUCCUCUGCCAAGAGAAACGGCUGCAGUGCCUCACCUUUGAAGGAGUCAAAGAGAGAGAAUGGGUGAUGGAGUCUCCCAUUCGUUACAUCAAAGUUGUUGGUGGCCCUCCUGGUCGGGAGGGUCUUCUUCUGGGUGUAAAGAAUGGUCAGGUGUGGAAGAUUUAUCUGGACAAUGCAUUUCCAGUGAGUCUUUUGAAGGUUUCUUCUGCUGUCAGGUGUCUGGACCUGAGUGCAUCAAGGAAGAAACUUGCAGUUGUGGAUGAAAAUAACCAGUGUCUGGUAUAUGAUAUUCAGAAGAAGGAACUCCUGUUCCAGGAACCUAAUGCCAACAGUGUUGCUUGGAAUUCGAACUGUGAGGAAAUGCUUUGUUUUUCUGGCAACAACAUUCUGAGCAUAAAAGCAAGUAACUUCCCAGUUCACCAGCAGAAGCUCAUGGGGUUUGUGGUUGGUUUAUGUGGUUCUAAAAUAUUUUGUCUUCAUGUUUCAACAAUGUCAACUAUUGAAGUGCCAUUGUCAGCUCCGAUGUACCAGUAUCUGGAGAAGAAAAUGUUUUGGGAUGCAUACAAAGUAGCUUGCUUGGGGGUUACAGAUGGUGACUGGGGGGCUUUAGGACAUGCAGCUCUUGAAGGCCUUGACUUUCAAGUGGCCCGACAGGCAUUUAUACGUAUUAAGGAACUCAAGUACCUUGACUUGAUCAGUGAGUUUCAGGAACGGCAACGUAAAGGUGAAAGGGACAAAGAACUGUUCCUUGCGGACAUUCUGGCUUUUCGCUGUAAGUACAAAGAUGCAGCUCAUCUGUAUCAGAAGUGCAGUCAGGAACAGAAAGCUCUCAAUAUGUAUACUGACCUGCGAAUGUUUGAUUUGGCCCAGGAAUUCCUUGGUUCAGUGGACAGUGUUGAUCGGAAAGCGCUGAUUCGUAAGAAAGCCGACUGGGCCAAGAAUAUUAAUGAGCCACGAGCAGCAGCUGAGAUGUAUUUGUCUGCUGGCGAUACACGACAAGCUAUAGAGAUAAUAGGAGAGAAUGGUUGGAUUGACAUGUUGGUAGAUGUCGGACGCCGGCUGGACAAGGCAGAUCAUGAUGGUAUUGUACUUAUUGCGCAACACCUGUGUAGACUAAAACAACUUAAUUAUGCCACAGAAAUGUAUAGAAAGCUUGGUGAUGAGAAAAGCAUUGUGCAGCUAUAUGUGCAAGCAAGAGAGUGGAAAGAGGCCUUUGCUCUCACUGACAGCUAUCCGGAAUUCAAAGACCAGGUCUAUGUACCAUAUGCCCAAUGGCUUGCUGAGAAUGAUAAGUUUGUAGAGGCUCAGAAAGCUUUCCACAAGGCUGGUCGUCCGGAUGAGGCUUUUCGAGUCCUGCAUCAGCUUACACUGAAUGCAGUCAGUGAAUCUAGGUUUCAAGACGCAGGAUAUUAUCAUUGGGUCCUUGCUAGACAGUGCCUUGAUAUUGCAAACCAAAAUGAGGAUCAUAGGAUGGAAAUGAUUAACAAGUUUUUUGAGCAUGAGAAAUAUGCAUGUAUUUAUUAUGCCUACAACACUAUUCAGAAGUACCUGGAUGAACCAUUCACAUCAUAUAUGCCUGAAGCACUUUUUAACAUUUCUCGCUUUCUGAUGAAUGAAACGAAAGAUGUUCGUCCAAAGGGAGUGUCACAGUUUGCUAUAAUGUACUGUCUUGCAAAACAAGCCAGAAAUUUGGGAGCCUACAAAUUGGCACGACAGGUGUUGGAGAAAAUGCAAAGUCUUCGUGUCCCUCCAAGAUUUCAGGAAUAUGUGGAUCUUUCUGCCCUUAUGGUGCGCUCAAAGCCAUACCAUGACAGUGAAGACAUGUUGCCAAUGUGUUAUCGGUGUUCUACAUACAACCCUCUGAUGACCAGCACUACCAACUGCUGCACUAACUGCAGGCAACCUUUUGUGCAUUCCUUUGUUUCAUUUGAGGUCCUGCCAUUGGUCGAGUUCCAGUUAGAGCCAGGAAUCUCUGAUGAAGAAGCAGUUCGGCUGAUUGAAGCUCCUGCUCCUUUUACUGAAGAAUCCAACCAUAGCAGAGGUUGGCUUCAAAGUGAAAGUGACACCUUCCAGACUAUGCAUUUUGAUGAGUCACCUGCAAGCAUAGCAGAUCCCUUCACUGCUCGACUCAUGAGUUUUGAGAAUGUGGGUGAUGAAUUUGUACCAGUUGUUGUUAAUCAGGCAACACUGCAAGCUAUGGAUCCUUGUGCUGUACUAAUUUGCCGAUGGCCACAUCCCUUGCGAUACCAGUUCUACCGCAACUUACUGCCAGAUUUACAGGUUACACUUUGUAACUGUUGCAACAAGAAUCUGUUACUGUCCGUGUUAUUCUUCCUGGCCUCUGGCUGGCAUGUUAAGGGAAUCUAGGGGAAGUAGUGGGAGAACUUUCUCAGAAACAACAUACUUCACUGCAGCAUGCUGGCCCGCAACUACUAGUCUAAUGAAAAACAUCUGUCAUACGUCCCCAAUACUUGAGACACACAGAAGACAGCUCCGGGUUAUAUAGCACUAUAGUGUAGCUAUAAGAACACCAAUAUAAGACAAUUUCAGUACACCAAAGUAUUUGAAAUACUACAGUUUAUUUUGAAUAGGAUGCAUCUUAAAAGCGACUAAAUGUUUGUAUCACAACUCAGCAGUGUCAGCAAUACAACCUCAUGUGUCCACAACAACUAGCCCAAAUACCCCUUUGUGAAGCAAUAUCAGAAUGUGAACUUGCCCAAACCCAUGGCACACCCACAAAAGAGAGCCCAGGUAGAAUAAGUGCCCUUGUCCACGACAAGAAUUCCUGCCGUAACGGUAAUUCCGCCGGCUGGUAGACAAAACCGGGUGGCCAUGUCCACGGAGACAGCAGGCGUGUGGAAAAUGUUUCACUCGAGUCGAGGUGAGUCUGUGCACGAGUGCGGUAGAAUAGAUAUGGAUGUAUGCACCCUCAUUGCACUAUAUUAUUUUUACAAAAACAAACAGCGAUGACGUAGAAUGUCUUGCAUCCUGUGUUGCAAGACCAAUUUAAAUUUGGUGCAUUUAGUACGCUGUUUUAAAAAACAAAGCAUGUUAAUUUUUUUAGAAUGUCAAAAGAAACAUUUGACAAGUUACUGAAAAUUUUAUGCAUCCAUUUGAAACAUGAAGAUACCUAUAUGCGGCCCUGCAAAGAAAAGAAAGAAUACUACAGACUAUGAAACUUGCACGCUCUCUCAAGACCAACUGAUGACUGACGGCAAGCUCGCCGGCUUAUGGACACGUAGACAUGUUAAUGCAUGUCCCACUGAGAACACGGUGCACCGUCUGGCUGGCGUCUCUACAGUGGGAAUCCGGUGCUGCAUGCGGCAGCCGGACUGGUAGAUUUGCCGUGAUGGCUUGUGGACAAAUUCUCAUAUGAAACAAUGUAUCACUACCAACCCGGUAAAUCUAUCGGAACGGCGGACGGCGAAAAUUCUUGUCGUGGACAAGGGCCCUAACACGGACUAUACUUUGUGCUCUAAACUCAUUGAUUGUGUCUUAGUACAGUGAUUAGUAUAUUUACCAAUCAACAGUUACAAAGUACAGCCCCUGUACUAAAUAUUAAUUUUAUGAAUUUGUAUGCUAGGGUUCAAUCAAAUUUUAUUAAAAUGCAGUUGGUAGUUGUGUCUGGUGCUGACUGAAGUUGAAGGCAGUUUACCUGAGGAAGUUGCUCUGCAAAUUAAAUUUCACCCCAUCAAGACCAGUAUAUG
Messenger RNA from Zootermopsis nevadensis, 4975 nucleotides. NCBI's taxonomy places the organism in Eukaryota, Metazoa, Arthropoda, Insecta, Blattodea, Termopsidae. The record is from RefSeq and is a predicted model, not a curated record.